This is a messenger RNA of Danio rerio (zebrafish), 1920 nucleotides long. The record is from RefSeq and is a predicted model, not a curated record. Lineage: Eukaryota; Metazoa; Chordata; Actinopteri; Cypriniformes; Danionidae.
AGAACAAACUCCUAACAGGAGGAGACUCACUCAUGGCCUAUGAGACAGAGGAUCAGGAGACUCAAUACUGCUUUCCUGCCAUCAACUCAUCAUGUGUUAAAGGACGACACUCAAGUCAUGGAUAUAUCGCAUAUUUGCUUGUGUCAUUGCUGUCAGCAUGGACUGUGUUUCUGAACCUGCUGGUGAUCAUCUCCAUCUCUCACUUCAAGAAGCUUCACACUCCAACCAACAUGAUUAUUCUCUCUCUGGCUGUGACUGAUCUGCUUGUUGGACUUCUCAUGCCUGUAGAGGCCAUCAGACUGAUUGAGACAUGUUGGUAUUUUGGAGACACUUUCUGUGGACUCUAUUUAUUAUUUGUUGCAUUACUCCUUUCAGCAUCUCUUGGUAAUUUACUUCUAAUUGCUGUUGAUCGUUAUGUGGCUUUAUGUCACCCUUUACUGUACCCACAGAAAAUAACAAUCACUAAAACUUUAAUGAGUAUCUGUCUGUGCUGGUUUUGCAUAUCAGUUUAUAACACUGCCCUUGUAAUUAAUAAUGGGAAUUUGGACACUUUAAACAGAAAGGAUGAGUGUUAUGGAGAAUGUUUCCUCAUGAUAAGGUUUAGUUGGAUAGUCAUUGACCUAUGUGUUUCAUUAUUUUUUCCUUGCACCGUGAUCAUUAUAUUAUAUUCCAGAAUUUUCUGUGUUGUUCAUCGGCAAGUGAAGGUUAUAAACUCUCUGAUGAAGGGUGGUAAAUGUGUAAUGAAGAGUUCAAUGAAGAGGAAAUCUGAGAGUAAAGCUGCUCUGACAUUAGGAAUAAUCGUGUCAGUUUAUCUACUUUGCUAUAUCCCAUAUUGUAUCUGUUCUCUAACAGUCAACUCUUUGACAGUACUGAAUGUCUUAAUAUGGCUUCUGUAUGCUAGUUCAGGUCUGAAUCCUCUGGUUUAUGCUUUAUUUUACUCCUGGUUUAAAAAGACAGCUAAAAUCAUUUUAACUCUGCACAUAUUUCAGCCGGCAUCCUCUCUGAUCAAUAUUUUUACAGAACAUUAAUUAUAAUUACUUCCAAAGCUGUCACUAAUAAAGUCAUAUGAAUAUUUAUAUCUGUAAUUUUCACCAAAGUUCAUGAAACUCAAUUAAAAAUUGAUGUUUGAUUUAAGUAACUUCUGUGCUGUUUAUAUAAAAAGUAAAUACAAAUUCAAUUUACCAGACUAGAAAUUAUUACCACAUUAUUAUUAUGCGGGUAAAUUAGCUAUAGGGAAAAGAGCUUAUGUGGCUCACCUUGCUUUUUGCUUCAAGUCUUAAUUCCUAUAUUAAUGUUUUCAUAAUAAUAUUUAACACCAUAAGGGGGUGUAUUCUUCCAGAAUUGAUUUUGGUGUUCAAACCUGAUCAAAUCCACCUGCUCGUAGAAAAUGAACUUGACAUUUGCUGUGUCUCAUAAGAAAACACAAUGCUGAAGUGUUGAAAUUCUACAGGCAACUUAAUUCAUGGACAUAAAUGUCUAAUGGACACACCAGACCUGCUUAUUAGAGCUUUUAAUUUUAUAUGGCAUUAAAUAAGUAUUAAAUACGAGUGUUGUGUUGUGUUAAUAUUGAGCAUCACACCUCUAGCCCAACAGAGGAGCUCCAGAAGGGGAAAAAAAAGGAGAGCUGAUGACAGUGAAGGACGAGAGGAGCAGGCCUCAGCAACUUUAUGAUGCUCUUCUGCUUAUAUUAGUGCAGCAGCUGUCUAGAAAGCUCUGCUAUUGUUAAUUAAAUUUUGUUGUUUAUUUGUUUUAGGAUUAAAUCUAAGUUGUAUUAAUUGUUUGCUAGUUCAUGAACUAUCGACUUUGUUUCUGCAUCGUUAUAUUAGUUAUCACAAUAGAGAAAAUAUAUCUAUAUAUAAUGACAUAAACUACAUUGUGUUUGUUCUACUAGUUUGAAAAAUAAAACUCAUAAAAUACAAA